Messenger RNA from Anthonomus grandis grandis, 5608 nucleotides. It is a transcript of the gene klu, whose product is annotated as zinc finger and SCAN domain-containing protein 10. Bases 745 to 2160 code for a protein of 471 amino acids. Lineage: Eukaryota; Metazoa; Arthropoda; Insecta; Coleoptera; Curculionidae. The record is from RefSeq and is a predicted model, not a curated record. Gene Ontology annotation, molecular function: RNA polymerase II cis-regulatory region sequence-specific DNA binding; DNA-binding transcription factor activity. Gene Ontology annotation, biological process: regulation of transcription by RNA polymerase II. The transcript has 2 exons.
UACUGGUACUUUUUACCCCACGCACCAUAAUAAUUGAGAAAUGAUUAUUGCCAGCGACUAGUUUGGGCGUUUGUAUAAUUUAAGUUGUAUUUUCGCAACAUUUCUUGCCGUUCGGUAGCAGAUAAGGUAGCAGCGUUACGUCGAUAAUAAAAUUAAUUUUCUUUGCUGCCUGAUUUCGAUACCUUCGGGUCUAUCUAUACCACCUUUAUUACACACCGUGAAAUUUACGUUUUAAGAUUUAUAGUCAACUGCCAUACAAAGAACUACGUAUAUGCUUUACAUAUCCCACUGUACGAUCGAACUUUUUUUUUCCUUCUUUUAAAGUUUAAUUCUUAUCUCACAAUAAAGUGUAUCGGUUUCGAGCCGGUCUGUAGUGAAAGGAUAUGAUUUGAGAAGGAAAAGACGGUUUUUAGGUGUUCAUCUGGUAGCCGAGGUCGAUCCUUAAUGGCCCAUGCGAUGGUAAUUGGCAAUCUGCCGGUGGACCGCGUAAUAAUUGUACCAACAUCUCUUGGGAUCGUCGGGUUGUUGUUUUAAAUUAUACAUUAAACGUUCAGCCGAGAAAAUCGACCUGAAAAUGGGUUAUUGCAGGUCAGGCUCUUGGUCGAUUAAAAGAGAUAAACCAUCACGUCGAUCACCACACUCCAACUUUCCGUCCGGGUUCCAGCAUCAGCUGCCGCCACGCUGUACCCAGCAGCAGACUCCCCCAAGAAGGCUUGGAAGCCGUACGAACACCUGCUGCCCGCCAUGACGAUGGCAGAAAGCACCCUCGAGGCACACGUCGCCCCCACCCAAGACAAAACCAACAACAACAACCACCCGAUGGUUCACAACCACAACCAUCGCCCUAUGGUGAAGCAACGAAAGCGGAAACGGUUGAGUCAGGUUCUUGAUAAGCUCACUGGUGCAGGCGUGAGUGUCAAGGAAGAAGAACCACAACCGAUCAACAAUAACUUAUACAAUAACAACGAGGGAGACAAGGAGGCUUUGAGCAAGAAACAUUACUCUGGAGAGGUGUUUAGGUUUGACCAAGUGGCUAAGCAGAUAAGUGAGGAGGAUGACGUGUUCAGUCCGGCGAGCUCAAGUAAUAAGUCACCUCACAGCUCAACCGAAUCGCCGAGGAUCAGCUUUAGUCCCUUGAGGAUCAAAGAAGAUGACACGAGCCCGUCUCCCCCAACUUUUCAUCAUCGUGGUCCAGUAUGUCCCUGCUACCAGUGCGUUACCGGUGCGGGUCACCAUCCUCCUCCUGUACAUCCAUACGACAGAUUCUUUCCUGCUUCCCCCAUAAGUCCUUUGACUCCAGCAUCUCCUGCACCGAGUAAUAACUUCGAGCGCUACCUGCACUCGAAAUACCUUCCGGACAUCUUCAGACGACGUAGCCACUCGGACUCAGAUCUACCGCUAUGGUUCGAAAAUGUAAAAGAAGAACAGAAACCUCCAGUACCUUGGCCUCUUGCGGCCAGAAAUCCACCGGUAGACAGCCGUCAGUCACCGCAAGAAUUCCCUCUGGAUCUAUCCAUGAAGGGCAUCAAAGCCAGAGAAAAAGCCGCAGCCACUUCGUUGGAAUGCCUUACAGCUCCGCCACCACUACCGCUCCUCCCUAUGGGAUUCUUACCACCAAGAGGCUCCGUGUCGGUGCCAGUGGUCAAAGGUGACGUGGCAUCUCCAACCACCAAGGAGUCAGUAGCCUCACGUUAUAACCUCGAGGUCUCCCCAGUGGUGGAAGAGAUGCCCCCAGGUUCAGACGUGGCCUUCGUAUGCCCCAUUUGUGGACAAAUGUUCUCGCUCCACGACCGUCUUGCCAAGCAUAUGGCUUCGAGGCACAAAAGUAGGCAAAACUCUUCAGAAUCAACCGCUAAAGCGUACUUAUGCGAGGUGUGCAAAAGGUCGUUUGCCCGAAGCGAUAUGCUGACAAGACACAUGAGACUUCACACCGGUAUUAAGCCGUACACUUGUAGAGUUUGCGGUCAAGUGUUCUCUAGGUCGGACCACUUGUCCACCCAUCAGAGGACACAUACGGGCGAGAAACCUUACAAGUGUCCGCAGUGUCCUUAUGCUGCUUGCAGAAGGGAUAUGAUUACGAGACAUAUGCGCACACAUACCAGAUAUGAACCUGACGGUUUGAAUAGUGCGCAGCCUGUUAAGACUGAGAGUAGCCAAUGAUGGCCAGGUGGAGAAAUAUCGUUGGUUUUUUAUGGUAUUUUUAGGUGGAAGGGGGCCUAGGACCAUUCUGUGGGUUGAGUUGAGUGGGAAGUCAGGGGGUUGUGAUGCUGUGAUUGACAUUUUUGAUAAAAUUUUUGAUAUUAGGGGUUUUUAUAAGAGGAUGUAGUAAGGGUGUCUCUUGGGUUGAUUUGCUACUUAAAGUUGCUAACGUUUCCUCAAUUGUCACGGUUCUUUAGAGCGUCAUGGUCUUCUGAUUUACUUAUUUGGUCAGUUUUCCAGGUAGAACAGCUUUUGUUUCACUAGAAGGUUUAUGGUGAAUGUUUACUGUUUCAUUUUCUGGUCAUAUGCACGAAAAUUAUGUAAAGGCAAGGGUUUUAAUUGUGUGUUUUUUUCAGAAAGUUUUUCUUUUUCUUGCUAAAUAUUACUUCUAAUCUGAUUAAUAAACUCCUCAUGAAUGAUGAGUUUUCAAGCCUAAACUAUUGGAGAAGUCCAUUUUGGAAGUAGGGUAAUUGAUAAAGAAGAUUCCUUCUUAGAAGGAAGUCCUUUCUCCACAAAAUAAAUCACUCUUAUUGUAAAUCUUUUUUAAUGCACAGGUUUGUUAUAAAGAAAUAAAAUGAGUGGUCUAAGUUGUGUAAGUACGAUUUCCGAGAUUUUCUGACAUUUUAUGAAUCGAAAAAUGUGUUUGAUGUUGCAUUUUUCUAGGGUUUCUGGCAGCACAAGAUCAUUGAUUCAUCUUGAAUAGUGUCAAAUAUUUCAAAUAUGUAUUUCUGGCUAAAAAAUCUAAAAAAGAUUGAUAAAAGUGUUUGUUUAAUAAUUCUGGAGAAGAUCUUCAGUGUUCUUGUAAGAAUUCGAUCAUUGCCUAUUUAGUUUCAUAGAGGAUGCAUAUUUGUCUAAACUGUUGAAGAAUCUCUUCAUUGGAUGGUUUUUACGUAGAUUACUAAACUGAAUAUUCUAGGAGAAGUAAGGGUUGGACUAGGUUGCAAUUUUCUGACAUUUUUUGAAUAAACAAAUCUACUAGGUCGUCAAGUCUUGAGUUCUUCUGGAGGUUCUGAAAGCAUUUUAUCUUUGACUAAUCUUAAAUACUGCCAGACUCUUUAAAUGUGUAUUUCUCUUUAAAAGUUCUUGAGUAAAUCUUACGCGUUACUGCAGAAAUUCGAUCAUUGCAUAUGUAACUUCUUAGAUGAUGAAUAUUCGCUUAAACUAAUAAAGAUCCUAUUUAUUGGAUGGCUUUUACAUAAAAAAAGGAACUGAAUCUUCCAGGUAAAGUAAGGGUUGAUUUGAGGUGGAAUUUCAAAGGUUUUUUUAAUAAUUCUAAGAUAUAAGAAUGCAUUUAAGGGUCACAAUUUACAAUUCUUCCGUAGAUCAUGAAUCCUUUAACCAGGGUCUAAAGAAAAAAACUAAAACAAUAAUAAAUAUAAGUUUUUGACUUUUUCGAGCUUACUUUUUUCAAUAUUUUAAUACCUAUCUUCAUUCUUUUCUAAUAUUCUUACUACCACUUGGGUUAUAAAUAUUCUCCUUACUGCGCUCUUUUCUAAGGGUUGGGUAAGGUUUCACAGACUUUCUUCUUUUCAUUACAAGAAAGAAAUGAUUUAAAGUCAAGAGUUUCUACUGUGUUUUCUUCAGUGAGCUUACUGUCUUUUUGUUCAUAAAUGUGACAUGUCAUCUGAUUGAUAAGCUCUUAAUAAAUGUUAAAUAUUCAGGCUUAAACAAAAAAUCCUUUUUAUCAUAAAUGAGAUGGAUAUUCUAAGUGGUGUAAGAAUUAGAUUCAUUGAUAACUUCUUAUAUGACUAUUAAAGAUCUUAUUCAUUGGAUAGCUUUUGUAUUAAAGACGGAACUGAAUCUUCGAGGUGAGGUAAGAUUAUCUUGACUAAAAGAUUGGGUUUAGUGAAAAGAAUCUUCAAUUCUUUUGUAGAUCUUGAAUUCUUCCAUCAGAAUCUAUCUAUGAGGUAAAAUACUAAGAAAAUAUAACUUUUGGACAAGUUGUGAAUUUUCGACAUUUUUGAACAUAUUCUUUUCUGGGUUUUUUUUGUAAAUAUUAGUUCUUGCUACUUUGCAAAUUGCUCUGACACUUGCCUCAAUUUUUUUUAUAUUUCCAUCACUUCUUCUUAAGUGAACUUUUCUUCUUCUUUUGAAAAUCCUCGUUACUGGAGAUCUUUGUAAGUAUAGGGUUUCAAAGAUUUUAUCGUAUUAAGAAUUUUUCGUAGAAAACUGUAGGAAAGAGGUCUCUGGAGCUUUUAGGAGAAUUUUAUCUUUAACUGAUCCUGGAUAUUCUUACGCUAUUUACUUCUAAAUGUGUUUAUUAAAAAUAGAGAAAAUCUACGGGGUUUUAUAAGAAAUCUGCCUACUCUUUAUUAAAAAACUCCUAAUCCCCAGAUAUUUUCAUGUUAGUAAGUCGACUUAAGAGGCAAAAAAUAACAAAUUAAUACCAAUGUACAAGAAUGGUCCUAUAUCCCAUGACAAAACAGUAGCUCAAAAUACUCUGUCAUAUUAAAUUAUGUAUUAUAUGGUAAAUAUACACUUAUGUAAUAUAAUAUUUGCAAAAACCCAAAAAAGAUUUUACAAGACAUUCUCUUUUUUAUAUAUUAAAAACCUUAUGUCAAUAAAUCUAGUCCAAUUGGUAAAAUAUUUUUUGGAUAGUUUGCUCGAAAAAAAAUUGUUAUUAUUAUUAUAUGGUUAAGAUCUCAAAUCAUUCCAGAGUAUAUGCAGGGUUUUUAGGACAUCCUGUAUAAAAGCAAACAAUUAUCGCCCAUAAGGCCAGUUAAGGGAAGACAUUGACAAAAGACAAUCCUUUUUACUCUUUAUUACUUUUUAUAUUAUUAAUAUUAUUAUUGUGCCAAAAAAAAGUUGUUGGUAACAAAAACUUGUUGUUAAAAAUUAUGAUUAAUUUUUUACAUUAAUUAACUAUUGAAUAAAAUUCUUAAUGAUCUGAUUUGUAUAAUGGUUAAAUACUCUGUGAUAUAUUAAACAAAAAACAAAAUUAAACAUCUUAGGAUUAAAUUUUUAGUGCUAAAGUUUGCGUUGCCUAUUUUUGAUAUUAGAAUUAUUCUUUAUCUGUUCUUAUUAAAGUUAUUGUUAAAAAGUGCCACGGAAAUGUUGUUUGUACAUAUAAUCAUUGUUCCUGUCCCACUGUGUAAAAGACGUAAUUUAAUUUUUCUUGAUACCAUUUUGUUAUAUUGUUGGAACAAAAAGGAAACGCGAGGAGGCUUAAGGUAGUUAUUUAUUAUUGCGGUAAUUAAAAUAAAACGGUUCAAAACCCAGUUUAAGUUUAACUUAUUUAAUUUUUAAGUUAUUUUGUAUUUAUUUGUAUAUUUAUUUUUGGUAGCUUGUAGAAAAGAGGCUUUUUUUUACUUUUUUUUUAAUUUGAUAUUUUGUUACUUUCGUUCUUUAUAUCUAUGAUUUGAUGUCUUUUUGUUACUUUUCGAAAUAAAAAUUUCAGUUUUUUUCAAUA